Messenger RNA from Rubroshorea leprosula, 6005 nucleotides. The record is from the annotation of a GenBank genome assembly. Lineage: Eukaryota; Viridiplantae; Streptophyta; Magnoliopsida; Malvales; Dipterocarpaceae.
GCCCAGCCCAGCCCAGUACAUUCAUCGCCGUGUUAUGUUUCUCUUUCUUCCCUAGUCCCUGUUUCAGCUUAGAGCUGUGAAGAAAUCUCCUUUGAAAUUGCUUCGUGUGCGGUGCAGCCUUCAAGAAGAGUACCGUUUUCCAUUGAAUUUUCUUCUUCUUUCGUUUCGUUGUUUCCUAAACCUCCGCCGCCUCCGACGGAAUGGGCAGACAGAAAGGUGACGCUGCUAGGAGCAAGGCCCGUCCCUCAAGCAGCAGCCUAGCUGCUUCUCUAUUGCCUUCUUCUUCCGCCGCCUCAACCGUUGGAUUCGGUGGCUAUGUCGGUAGCUCUCGCUUCGAUUCUUCUCAGUCUCCGGAAACUUCUUCCUUUUUGGAUGUAGAUGGUGAAGUGGCACAACACUUGAAAAGGCUAGCAAGAAAGGAUCCUACCACCAAGCUUAAAGCUUUGACAUCUCUAUCUGAGCAGUUCAAGCAAAAGUCUUCCAAGGAAUUAACACCCAUUAUUCCACAGUGGACAUUUGAGUACAAGAAACUGUUGAUGGACUACAAUAGAGAGGUUCGCCGGGCUACUCAUGAAACCAUGACUAAUCUUGUCACUGCUGUCGGGAGAGAUUUGGCUCCACAUUUGAAGUCUUUGAUGGGACCAUGGUGGUUCUCUCAAUUUGAUCCAAAUCCUGAGGUUUCCCAAGCUGCAAAGCGAUCAUUACAGGCAGCCUUCCCAGCUCAAGAAAGGAGACUAGAUGCUUUAAUCUUAUGCACGGCAGAGAUUUUUAUCUAUUUGGAGGAAAAUUUGAAACUUACUCCUCAAAAUUUGUCAGAUAAAGAAGUUGCUGUGGACGAACUGGAAGAGAUGCACCAGCAGGUGAUAUCUUCAUCAUUGCUGGCUUUUGCCACACUUCUUGACAUUUUGGUGUCUGUGCAAUUAGACAAACCUGGUUUGGAAAAUGUAGCUGCUGAGCCAAAGCAUGCUUCUAAGGCUAGGGCAGCUGCUAUUUCUUUUUCUGAAAAGGCUUUCUCUGCUCAUAAAUACUUUCUAGACUUUUUGAAGUCUCAAAGUUCUGCUAUCCGCUCAGCUACGUAUUCAGUGUUACGAAGUUUCAUUAAAAAUGUUCCUCAAGUUUUUAAUGAGGGAAAUAUAAAGAUACUUGCUGCACCAAUUCUUGGUGCUUUCCAGGAAAAGGAUCCAGCUUGUCAUUCUUUGAUGUGGGAUGCAAUAUUGCUAUUUUGUAAGAGGUUCCCUGACAGUUGGAAUUCAGUAAACAUUCAGAAAACUGUCUUAAAUCGACUUUGGCAUUUUCUUAGGAAUGGGUGCUUUGGAUCUCAGCAGGUUUCAUAUCCAGCAUUGGUUCUAUUUUUAGAUAUUAUUCCUGCUAAAGCAAUAGCGGGAGAGAAGUUUUUUCUUGAUUUUUUCCAUAACUUAUGGGCUGGAAGGAACCCUGUACAUUCUUCUAGCUCUGAUCAACUAGCAUUUUUCCAGGCUCUCAAAGAAUGUUUUGUUUGGGGAUUAAAUAAUGCUCCAAGAUUUUGUGAUGGUGUUGAUUCCAUGUUUCAAUUUCGGAUCACCUUGGUUGACAAUAUCCUAGUGAAGCUUCUGUGGCAGGACUACCUAUUGUCUAUCAGAUCACAAGAUCAGGACAGCAAUUUACCUCUUCAUGAGAAGGCGAUGACAACUUCAAAUCUCAAGCAUUCGAUAAGUUAUUUGCACGGUUUGGGAAAGUGCAUCAUUGAAAUUCUUUCAGGUAUCUUUUUACUGGAACAUAAUCUUCUCUCUCACUUUUGUGUGGAAUUCCAAGAUUUUUGUAUGGAGCUACUCCAACAUCAAGAGAAUAUAGAGAGGCCCCCAGAGAAACUAGAACAGAUAAAUAAAUUCCUAUUUUUGCUGGGACAACACAUGAAGCAAAAGGGCGAAGCUUGGCCUCUGGAGUAUUUGGUGGGGCCAAUGUUAGCUAAAUCUUUCCCAUUAAUCAGAUCAAUUGAUUCACCAGAUGGUGUGAAGCUUUUAGCAGUUUCUGUUUCAAUAUUUGGACCAUGGAAGAUACUCAGGGAGCUAUUUUCCAACAGUGAUGUUCUACUUUCUUGUAAUCUUUCUGAUGACAAGGACAGAGAACUGAAUGCGGGGUACUUUCUGCAAGUUUUCAAGGAAAUAUUUAUCCCUUGGUGUUUGGAUGGACAUAAUUGCUCCACCAAUGCUAGGUUGGAUCUGUUGCUUGCAUUGCUUGAUGAUGAAUGCUUCUCUGAGCAGUGGCAUGCCAUUAUCACUUACACAACUGAAUCUGUCUCUAGCCUAUCUGAAGGUAGCCUUGGCUCCUCCAACUCUAAUUACAUAGAAAUGUUGGCUAUUCUCUUGGAGAGAGCAAGAAAAGAAAUUGCAAAACGAAAGGUAGGAGGAGAUUUGUGUCAUGGGCAAGGCUUCAAACUAGAUCACUGGCAUCAUGAACUUCUAGAAUCGGCUGCUGUUUCUGUUGCCUGUUCCCUUCCACCUUUUGGAACUUAUGAUGUGCUGUUUAUACGUGCUGUUCUUGGUGGCUCAACAGAAGGAGAUAAAUAUUCUUUUGUGUCUAGAAAGUCAGUGGUCCAGAUAUUUAAGGAGGUUUUCAGAAAGUUGAACUCCUUUCUUCUUGAAUCCUCUUUCAUUUCUGUAAAGGAAGCAGGUGCUGUUUUAGCUUUGAGGGAGAAUGAUCUUAGAUUGGAAAAUAAGAGCUUAAGAAAUGUGAUUGAGAUGGCUCAGUUUGCUCUUGAAGUACUUGAUGGUAGCUUCUUUUGCCUACAGACACUUGAUGAUGAAAAUGACUUGGUUUCAAGUAUUUUAGCUGCAUUGCUUAUUAUUGAUUGGGAGUAUAGUAUGGAAGCAGCCAUAGAUGAUGAAUCAAAGAAACAAAUCAAGGGCCGGAUGACUUUUUGUGAAUCAGUGCAUGGUUUCCGUUCCAAGAUAAGUAAUCAGUUAUGGGAAGAACUCAGCAUUGAUGUUAGACGAAGACUGCAGAAUAACUUGAUUCUCUUUAUCAGGUCUGCCCUCUUCAAGGAAGAUAAACUAGAGACCAGCAAAAUUGCAUCUUUGAGCUGCACAUGGGUGCUUGAAGUCAUUGAAUGCCUGUGUCAGGAUCAGUAUCAGGAACAAGACCUUUUAGAUAAUCUUCUGAGGAAGUAUGAUAUGUGGCCUCUGUGGAUCACUCCUGACUUUAGCUCCCCAAAUGGGCCAGCAACAUUAAAUCCUGAAAAAGUACUCUCUCUCUCUCAGGCAUCUUGGAAUCACAAGAUUGUAUCUCUAAUUGGCAAGCUUAUGAUGAAACUUGGGUUUGAUAAAGUUUUUUUUGGUAAUGUAAUGCACUUGCCAUCAUCAUCACUCAAGGAGACCAGGGAUGAGGUUGCUUCUCGAGCUUGGCUUGCUGCUGAAGUAUUAUGCACCUGGAAAUGGCCAGGAGGCAAUGCUUUAACUUCAUUUUUACCUACACUGACUUCAUUUGCCAAGAUUGAAAAUGGCUCCUCCCUGGGAUGCUUGUUAGACUCUAUUUUCAAUAUUUUGCUUGAUGGUGCUCUUUUUCAUGGAGGAAGUUGUUUGAAGUGUUUAUCUACCAUACCGCUUACUUGGGGGGAAGGAUUUGAGGAUAUUGAAGAGCCCUUUUUGAGAGCUCUUAUUGCUUUGCUUUUCACUUUGUUUAAGGAAAAUACGUGGGGAGCAGAAAAGGCUAUGACUCUGUUUGAGCUUCUCGUAAAUAAACUAUUUAUAGGUGAAGCAGUAAACACAAAUUGUCUGAGGAUUUUUCCUCUUAUCUUAUGUACUCUCAUGCCACCAAUAUGUCAAAUGAGCAAAUCAGGUGAAUGUGGCAGUGACGAUAAACAUGGUAUGCUUGAGGUAAAUCAGAUCCAGUAUACCAUCAAAAGCUGGCUUCAGAGAACUCUUUCAUUCCCUCCUUUGCUCACAUGGCAAAGUGGAGAAGAUAUGGAAGAAUGGUUUCAAUUGAUCAUCUCCUGUUAUCCUUUACAAGCGGUAGGGGGAGCUGAAGUGAUGAAGCUAGAAAGACAGGUUGGCCAAGAAGAAAAAAUUCUAUUACUUGAUUUAUUCCGGAAGCAGAGACAUGACGCUGCAAGAUCAGUCACAGCUAAUCAGCUGCCAGUUGUGGGGAUGUUGUUAUCAAAGCUAAUGGUCAUUGCAGUUGGUUAUUGCUGGAAGGAAUUUAAUGAAGAAGAUUGGGAGUUUCUCUUCUUACACUUGAGAAACUGGAUUGAAUCAGCAGUGGUGAUGAUGGAGGAAGUUGCUGAAAAUGUGAAUGAUGCAAAUACUGCAAACUCUUCUUCUGAUGACCUGGAUCUUUUGCUUCUAAAACUUGAAAAGAUUGUGUUGGUUUCUGGCCCUUCCUUAACCAUAGCUGAAAAUGCCCUUGUAUCAUUUUCUAUUUUUUGUGGGCUUUUGCUAUUCCAACCAACAGGGGAUGCAGAUAAUUUAAACCCAUUGAGAUCAGAAAGGUUGGAAACCACUGUAGAUCAAAUUCAAGAGAGUAUUCUUCGCUUAUUCUUUUCCACUGGCAUUGCUGAGGCCAUCGCACAUUCCUAUGGUCUUAAGGCUGCUUCAAUUAUAGCUUCCUCGAGAUCUGUCCAUCACUCAUUUUGGGAGUUGGUGGCUUCAACUGUUGUUAAAUCAUCUGCUCACACUAGAGAUAAAGCAGUCAAAUCAGUUGAACUUUGGGGGCUGAGCAAAGGGCCUAUUAGCUCUUUGUAUGCCAUUCUAUUUUCUUCUGGACCAAUUCCAGCUUUGCAGCUUGCUGCCUAUGUUGUCCUAUCAACUGAACCUGUCUCUCAGCGGGCUGUCUUUCGUGAAGGCACUACAUGUUGCUUAGAUGGUGAUUUGAGUGCAGACCAAGAGUCAAGCCAAAUUGAUUUUUCAUCCGAAGAAAAUGUCCAUUUGAAGGAGGAAUUGUCUCACAUGAUUGAGCAGCUACCAUAUGAUGUUCUUGAUAUGGAUUUAGUGGUAGAGCAACGGGUGCAUCUGUUCCUUGCAUGGUCUUUGUUGUUAUCCCAUUUGUGGUCAUUACCAUCAUCAUCAUCCCAAAGGGAGAGAUUGGUACAGUAUAUACAAGAUUCAGCUAAUUCAGCGAUAUUGGAUUGCCUUUUUCAGCACAUUCCUUUAGACUUAUGCUUAGCACAUAUUCUAAAGAAGAAGGAUGAGCAGCUCCCUACUGUUUUGUCAGAGGCUGCAACUGCAGCAACGAGUGCCAUUUUGAAAGGGUCAUUACUGUUUGCUGUGGAAUCACUUUGGCCUAUCAAUGCUGUAAAAAUGGCUUCCCUUGCUGGAGCCAUAUAUGGUUUGAUGUUGCACCUGCUUCCUGCUUAUGUUAGGGGGUGGUUUAGUGACUUACGUGACAGAUCUACCUCAUCGUUGAUUGAAUCUUUUACAAGAGCAUGGUGCAGUCCUCCUCUCAUUGCAAAUGAACUAUCUCUGAUAAAGAAAGCCAAUAUUGCAGACGAGAACUUCACUGUUAGCGUUAGCAAAGCAGCAAAUGAGGUUGUUGCUACGUAUACAAAGGAUGAGACUGGAAUGGAUCUAGUCAUCCGUCUUCCUGCAUCUUAUCCAUUGCGAUCAGUGGAUGUUGAUUGUACGAGGAGCUUAGGGAUAAGUGAAGUGAAGCAGAGGAAAUGGUUAAUGUCUAUGAUGUUGUUUGUCCGCAAUCAGAAUGGAGCUUUAGCUGAAGCAAUAAGAAUAUGGAAGCGCAAUUUUGACAAGGAAUUUGAAGGUGUUGAAGAGUGCCCUAUAUGUUACAGUGUGAUCCACACUGUGAACCACAGCCUCCCCCGCCUUGCUUGCAAGACCUGCAAACACAAGUUUCAUUCAGCCUGCCUCUAUAAGUGGUUCUCAACAUCUCACAAGUCUUCGUGCCCGUUAUGCCAGUCUCCAUUCUAACCUCGUUUCAGUUUUAGUUGUUUUUUGUUUUUGGAUAAAAUGUACUCAAAUGGAAUACAAAAAUUCUAAAUGGUUAUAGUUUAUAUAUGCUAAUUAAGUUAAGGCGCAAGG